Messenger RNA from Dreissena polymorpha, 4451 nucleotides. RefSeq names its product amyloid-beta precursor-like protein. The transcript has 11 exons. Gene Ontology annotation, biological process: axonogenesis; central nervous system development. The record is from RefSeq and is a predicted model, not a curated record. Lineage: Eukaryota; Metazoa; Mollusca; Bivalvia; Myida; Dreissenidae. Bases 108 to 1889 code for a protein of 593 amino acids. Gene Ontology annotation, cellular component: membrane. Gene Ontology annotation, molecular function: heparin binding; transition metal ion binding.
UCCCGUUAUGCAGACGUGACGUCACUUCAACAUUGUGUAGUGAACAUCAAAGCUGUAGGUUGUUGGAUUUAUAUUUCUGUCUUUUUCGUCGCGAGAACUUUGAAGUCAUGGGGCCGAUCGGAGGUCCAGUCGUGUAUUUAACGGUGUUAGUGUGUAUUAGUUCCAGCUAUGCUUAUUUGGAGGCCCUGGCAGCCAAUGUGGACCCAAGUCUCAGUAAGUUUGAGCCAAUGGUUGCGUUCAUUUGUAACAAGCCUGCCAUGCACCGAGCGGUCAAUGGCUGGGAGGUAGACUACAGCUUCAACUGCACGGACGACCCCCAGAAAAUACUCGAGUACUGCAAAAAGGUGUACCCAUAUCAUGAUGUUAAGAAUGUGAUAGAGACGGGGUUCAAAGUGGAGAUCCCCAACUGGCCCAAGUUUGACGGCCCUGACCCAGACACAACAGGUGACCACAAGGUGACACCCUUCAAGUGUCUAGUUGAAGACUUUGAGAGUGAUGCCCUCCUGGUCCCCCAGCACUGCGUGUUUGACCACAAGCACGACUCUGCCGUGUGCGAGCGACCGGCCGUGUGGAAGAAGACUGCGACUGAUGCCUGCAAGUCUCGAGACAUGGACCUGGAGAGCACGGGCAUGCUGGUCCUGUGUGGGGCAGACGCCUUCCGCGGGGUGGAAUAUGUCUGCUGUCCUAAAGAUGACAGCCUGGCUGACUCCAAGGAGGAGACGGACUCCAAGGAGAGCAAGGAGAGUCAGGAGAAGGAUGUUAAGGAAGAGGCUGAUGACUACAUGGCCUAUCUCCAUGGCGAUGACCUCACCAAGUACGACAAUGAACAUGAGAAGUUCAAGGCCGCCCAGAAGGUCAUGCAGCAGCAUCAGCACGAGAAGGUCACCAAGAUGAUGAAGGAAUGGCAGGAGGCGAGGGACAACCUGGCUGAGAUGAUGAAGACAGAUAAGAAGGGGGCGGAGUCCCUCAACAAGGAGAUCACUGAGCGUUUCCAGCGGCUGUACCAGGCGUUUGAGCAGGAGGCUGACUCUGAGAAGAAGCAGCUGAUCUCUCUCCACCAGCAGCGUGUGCAGGCCAUGUUCAACAAGAAGAAGCGCCUGCUGAUGACCCAGUACAAGGAGGAACUCGAAUCCAAGACACCUUCAGCAUCAAAGGUCCUGGGCUACCUAAAGCAGUACAUCCGUACAGAGGAGAAGGACAGACUGCACACGGUCAACCGGUAUGAGCACCUACGGGACACUGAUCCCACGGAGGCCUCGCGCAUUCGGGACUCCCUUGUCAGACACUUGCACCUGAUCGAUGAGAGGAUUGCCGAUGCUGUCAACAUGCUGAAACGUGAUCCUGAACUGGAGAAGAAGAUACGCCCUGUCAUUGAGCAGUUCCGUCAUGACAAGUUCCGCUCCCUGGACCUGACCAUUGAUGAUGUGGUUGUCAUGACGACACAGGCACCACAGGAGCCAGUCAAGGAGAUCGUUAUACAGUACAAGGAGGACAGCGCAAAGGUGAGCAAUGCCAGUCACGACUACACCAACAUCCGCAUCGACUCCGAAGGCAUGACAGCCCAUGAGCCCAAGGUGGAGGCGGUUGUGGCCCAUGCCCAGGUGGACACAGCCUACGUCCAGCAGCAGAAUAAGCCUGCAUUCCAUUCGGGUUCAAACUCUGGCAGUGCAAGCAUGGUUGGAAUCGUCAUCGGUAGCAUUGCUGUCUUGAUCAUCGUUGUUGUCGCCGUAGUGAUGCUGAAGAAACGUAACGGCCGCCAGCCAAUCACCCAUGGGUUCGUUGAAGUUGACCCCGCCGCUUCGCCCGAGGAACGCCACGUUGCGAACAUGCAGAUGAACGGAUAUGAAAACCCAACUUACAGAUAUUUUGAGGUUGCUUCAGGAAACUAGAAGCUUGAGAGAUGGGGACAUUAUUGUGGUUUUAUUGGGUUACAGUUUUUGCGAUAACAUUUUUAUAUUGUCUAAUUUAAAAUGUAAAAUAUGCUUGACUUUGAAAGAUUUCGGUCACAAUGACACUCUAGCCUGUGCAGAGCAAAUAUUAUUUCGUAUUAUGGCUUAAUAUCAUUCUGGUGUUGAGAUGUGUACUACUUAUUAUGCAUUUUGACGUGCAUUUAUCAUUAGCAUAUAUUGAUAUAAAAAAAUUCUGCAUUGCAAAUACAAGUUCCAAUUUGCGGGUGUUCCAUUGGUGAAUUUAAAUGGCGUAUAUUACUGUAUAGUGACAAGUCAUUCCAUAGCCAUAGUGAUCAAUAGGUGUCACAUAAAUUUCACACAAAAAACAUUUAAUCACACACAAAAAAACACUUUUAUUAUAGUUUCCAAUGUGAUAAGCUCUGUUAAUCCUGCAAACAAUUAUUGUACUAAGAUUGUGGUUUGUUCAACCUUGUUUGUAGAGUUUUAGUUUCGUCCCGUGUAAUGUUGUACACCGUUGAAGUGCAUGUGUUGGCAGUAUAGCGUUUUCUUGGAAUACUCGGAAUUAUUUAAUGAUUUUUGUCCACGGUUUAAUUACCCAUAUCAGGAUUGCCCAGUGGCAUAAGAUCUGAUAAAGACUGAAUGUUUUAAUGAAAAUUACACAGCCUCAGAAAUAUUGUCCAGUGCACUGUGAGUGUAAUGUUAUUUUCGCUUAGGCCAGUUAUUUGUGUGCUUCUGCUAUAGACACUAUGUAAGAAUCCCAAUUCAGCUUUUUAUCUUGCGAUUUUUAUGUCAAUUUUUCUGAUGCAAAUAAUAUAUGUGUGUGCCAUUUAGCUUACCCAAAGUUGGUUUUUAGUACACAAAAAAUAUAAACAAAACAAUAAUGUUGAAGGUGAUGAAAUCAUUUGACUGUUGAUAAAAAAUAAAGGUCCAAUUUUCCAUAUCUGUGUGUCUGUGUUUAAUAAAUGUAUGUUUUCGGUGGACGUUUUUUGUCACAUCUGUUUUGUAUGAUUUUUCUUCCAUUUGUAAUAACAUUUCAUGAACUGUGUUGAGUUGUACUCUCUAUGAUAUGUAUGAAUGCUAAGUGAUAUUUGUGUGUAUAUAUAUAAUAUGUAUAAUAUGUAUCAUUUAUAUUAGCAGGUAUUCAAUAAGUAAAUUUUUUAUUUUUUUUCAGUAUUUCCACAUAUGAAGUGUUGCUGUUUUUUUACAUAAGAGCUAUUUUUACAUUUCGAUGAUUGUAUUCUUAAAUUAUUUUAUAUCUAACUAAAGCAUUAAGAAUUUUAACAAAACAUUGUAAUUCAUUUUGCGAUAUUAUUUAAGACCAGUUUUAUGAAAAAAGGUGUGGUGGCAAUUCAAAAAAGGUCAUUGGAAAUUUUGUAUCAGUCUACGUCCUGCAAUAUAUAUCUUAUGAUUAGGCAAUUAAGCUUGAUGUUUGCAAUCUUAUUACAAAUGUAAAAUAAAAUUUCUGUGGAAAGUAAGGAUUGGCUGAUUUACUUGAAUCUGUCAAUGUUGUAUGACCUAUAUCUAUGAAGAACAAAAUUGAUCCUCGCUCUGGGAAAACGGUGCUUAAUGCAUAUGCGUUAAUGUUGUCCAGAUUAGCCCACGCAGUACGAACAGCCUAAUCAGGGACAACAUUUUUCACUUUUUGGAAAAAUUCUAAAGGAAGUUGUUUUUAAACAAAUAUCCAGUUUAGGUGGAAGGUGUCAUCCCUGUGCGACACUGGGACCGCAUACAUUAAGCCCAGUUUUCCGAAACGCGGCUUAAUUUUAUGACUAAUGUUCCACCAUAAAGCACCAGUAACCAGUGUAUGUCCCACUUUGUAAUUAGAUUGACAAACAUAAAGGUCAUAUGCUUUUUUUUUUUUAUUAAAAUUUGAAGUGUAUUAGGAACAUGUUAAUCUGUCACAAAGUUGAUGAUAAAUAGAUUUAACUCCAUGAACAAAUUGAAAGCUCCCUAUAUUCUGCAAAAUGGGUUAAAUAAUUUCAAAGAAAAACAUCACAUCAAUAAAAAGAAAUAACUGAUUCCACUGUUUAAAUAUAGAAUUUUAAGUGUAGACCAAAUGUUUUCUUCAUGCUUUGCUUUUCAAAGAUUUUGUACUUGAAUACGUAGAUUUGUGACAGGUAGACUCAUUUUUUCCAAUUGAGCCUCUCUUUGGAAAAACUAGGCUUAAAGCAUGUGUGUAAAGUGUCGUCCCAGAUUAGGGACGACACUUUCCACCUAAAUUGUUUUUUUUUUAUCUACAGACUUCUUUCACACAAAAAAUGCUAUAAACGUUAAAGUGUCACCCCUGAUUAGCCUGUGCAGUUUGCACUGCACAGGCUAAUCUAUGACGACAUUUUACCAACAUGCGUUAAGUCCUUUUUUCCAGAGUGAGGCUCAAGUUUGUGUUGUGAUCAUCCUAUGUGUUGUUUCCAGGGGCUAUGUUUGGCUGUGAUCAUCCUAUGUGUUGUUUCCAGGGGCUAUGUUUGGCUGCACCUUUUUGUCAUAUCGUACCAUCAUCAUGCCUGUACUCUGUAGAUCUAAUAAACCUGUACACUUCACAAA